AUUUUCAAAAAUAGGGUCCUUACUUCUUCAUCUUAAAGUUUUUAGUUCUCUUACUUAUACCUGAUAGCUAAUCACUAAUUCUUUUCUGUUCAUUCUAGAUUUAUUCUUACUCAAAAAUGUCUACAGGUGAAUUCUUGGAGAAAGGAAUCCAAUUUAUUGAAAAGGCCAUAUCGCUUGAUGAAUCAAAUAACUAUGCUGACGCUUAUCAAGCCUAUUAUAAUGGAUUGGAUUAUCUCAUGUUGGCCAUGAAAUAUGAGAAAAAUUUAAAGUCAAGGGAAACCAUUAAACAGAAAAUCACUGAAUAUUUGACAAGGGCAGAGAAAUUAAAGGCUUAUCUUGACAAAAACAAUAAAAAUAAAGAAAACCAAAUAAAUACAGAUUCAGCAAAUGGUUCAACAAUUAAAAGAGACGGUGAUAAUAGUAAUAACAAUAAUGAUGACGAUGAUGAUGAAAAUAAAAAACUAAAAAAAUCUCUACAAUCCUCAAUUUUAAGCGAAAAACCAAACGUGAAAUGGGAUGAUGUCGCAGGUUUGGAGCAAGCUAAAGAAGCUUUGAAAGAAGCUGUUAUCUUGCCUGUCAAAUUUCCUCAGUUAUUUACUGGAAAGAGAAAACCGACUUCUGGUAUAUUACUAUAUGGUCCCCCAGGUACUGGUAAGUCCUUUUUGGCCAAAGCUGUCGCAACUGAAGCUAAUUCCACCUUUUUUUCGGUGUCUUCAUCUGAUUUAGUCUCAAAAUGGAUGGGUGAAUCUGAAAAAUUAGUUCGUAAUCUAUUUAAAAUGGCCAGAGAACAUGCUCCCUCAAUUAUCUUUAUUGAUGAAGUGGAUGCUCUUUGUGGACCCAGAGGCGAAGGCGAAUCUGAAGCCUCAAGAAGAAUUAAAACCGAAUUAUUGGUUCAAAUGAAUGGGGUUGGUAAUGAUUCAACUGGUGUUUUGGUUCUAGGAGCAACUAAUAUACCCUGGCAAUUAGACGCCGCUAUAAGAAGAAGAUUUGAAAGAAGAAUAUACAUUGCCUUACCAGAUUUGCAAGCAAGAGUUAGAAUGUUUGAAUUAAACGUCGGUAAUACUCCCUGUGAAUUAACUAAAAAUGAUUAUAAAUUGUUAGGGAAAAUAACUGACGGUUACUCAGGAUCCGAUAUAGCAGUUGCUGUUAGAGAUGCAUUAAUGGAACCAAUAAGAAAAAUUCAAACUUCAACUCAUUUUAAAUCUUUAACUGUUGAUGGAGUUGAAAAACUAACUCCUUGUUCCCCUGGCGAGAAAAAUUCAAUAGAGAAAAGCUGGAUGGAUAUUGAAAGUGAUGAAUUAUUAGAACCUCCUCUAACAAUUAAAGACUUCUUAAAAGCUAUAAAAAAGACAAGACCAACUGUUAAUUCAGCUGAUUUACACAAACAGGAGCAGUUUACAAAAGAUUUUGGUCAAGAAGGAAAUUAAUGAUUUAUUUAUUUCUAUGGUAUUAAUAAUAAUUUAUAUAUAA
Messenger RNA from Ascoidea rubescens DSM 1968, 1470 nucleotides. It is a transcript of the gene VPS4, whose product is annotated as AAA family ATPase VPS4. Bases 117 to 1427 code for a protein of 436 amino acids. Gene Ontology annotation, molecular function: ATP binding; ATP hydrolysis activity. Gene Ontology annotation, biological process: vacuole organization; endosomal transport. The transcript has a single exon. Lineage: Eukaryota; Fungi; Ascomycota; Saccharomycetes; Ascoideales; Ascoideaceae. The record is from RefSeq and is a predicted model, not a curated record.